AUGUCAAAUAAUCAACAAUAUGAUACCAAAUGCUUAGAUCAUCCCCACCAAGAUAUUAUUUCAAUAUGCUCAACUUGUCCAAAUAACACUCCUGUAUGUAUUGAUUGUAUUACUGGUAAUCAUAAAGGUCAUGUUUUUGAAAAACUAAGUGAUGUAAAUUUAAGAAAUCAAAUACAACAAGAAUAUAAUAAUCAAACAAUACCAAAACUAAACAACUAUUUAGAAAAUAAUAAAAUAAUAUUGGAUGAAUCAAACAAUCACUUUAAACAAAUUAAAGAAAACCAUACAAUCAAUUUUGAUAAAACAACUGAUAGAUUUAAUCAAUUAAAAAAUAUUAUCAAUGCAAAAGAAAAUGAUACCAAAAGAUUAUUAAUAACUAAAUUAGACGAAAAUAUAGAUGUAAAUAAUAUAAUAACAACAACAAUAGAAAACUAUAAUAAUAAAAUUAAUAAUGCUAUUAAAUAUAAUAAUGUUAUUUAUAAUAAUAUAGAUAAUAUAAAUAAUGAUAUUGGGUUUAUUGAACUUUUAAAACACAAUCAUCAAUGUAACAAUCUUUUAUCAAAAAUAAAUAAUAAUAACUUGCCAGAAUAUAAAGAUACUCAAUUAAUUAUUCAAGAAAAUAAUCUCGACUCAAUCAUAGAUCUAACAAACAACUAUUUAGAAGUAGUUGAUAUUCCUUUAGUUAAAAAAGAUUUAAAGACACUAGAAACAUUAUAUUUUGAUUUUACGAUUUACGAAGAGGGGUGCGAUAUUCGUGAUUUAAAAACUAGUUGCCUUGCAAUUGGACCUAUCCAACGUUUACCCAAAAAUAUUCCAGCAACAGUUACAGAUUUAUUAUUAUUAGAUUACUAUAAUCAACCACUUAAUUUUAUACCACCCACCGUACAAUACUUGCAUUUACAAAACAUCAAGUAUCAAUUAACACUUGAUUCAAUUCCAAAAACAGUUACAGAAAUAUCUUUGCUUGAUGGCUUUGAUCAACCACUGAAUUUUAUACCACCCACCGUAAAAAAGUUGUAUUUACAAAACAUCAAGUAUCAAUUAACACCUGGUUCAAUUCCAAAUCAUUUAGCCAAUCUUGUACUUGAUAAUGGUUUCUCUCAACAUUUUACAAAAGGUAUUAUCCCUGACUCUAUACCUAAUAUUUUUAUAGGUGAUGUGGUCUAUCCUUUAGAACCUGAAUCCAUUUCAAACUCUAACCAAAGAAUUGAAUAUAAAAUAGAUAAUAAUAAAAUUAAUAAUGCUAUUAAUAAUAAUAAUGAUAUUAGUUCUACUGAGAUUUUAAAUGAUUUAUCAAAUAUAAAUAAUAAUAACUUACCAGAAUAUAAAGAUAACCAAUUAAUAGUUAAAGAAAAUAUUCUCGAGUUAAUCAAAGAUCUAUUAAACAGCUGUAUAGAUGUAGUUGAUGAUAUUCCUAUAGUUAAAAAACAUUUAAAAACACAAAAAUUUUUAAAUAAAGAGUUCACAAUUUACGAAGAUGGGUAUGAUAUUAAUGAUUUAAAUAUUAGAAGACUUGCUAUUGGACCUAUCCAACGUUUACCCGAAACUAUUCCAGCAACUGUUACAGAAUUAUUAUUACUUGAAGGCUUUAAUCAACCACUUGAUUUUAUACCACCCACCGUAGAAUACUUGUAUUUAUAUAACAUCAAGUAUCAAUUAACACCUUAUCCAAUUUCAUCAACAGUUACACAUUUAUAUUUACUUGAUGGCUUUGAUCAACCACUUAAAUUUAUACCACACACCGUACAAUACUUGUAUUUAUAUAACAUCAAGUAUCAAUUAACACCUGAUUCAAUUCCAUUAACAGUUUUAGAUUUAUCUUUGCUUGAUGGCUUUAAUCAACCACUUAAUUUUAUACCAUGCACCGUACAAUGGUUGUAUUUAGAUAACAUCAAGUAUCAAUUAAAAUCUGACCCAAUUUCAGGAAACGUUUCAUAUUUAUAUUUACUUGAUGGCUUUGAUCAACCACUUGAUUUUAUACCUGGCACCGUAAAAGAUUUGCAUUUACUUAACAUCAAGUAUCAAUUAACACCUUAUUCAAUUCCAGCAACAGUCAAAGUAUUAACUUUACAUGAUGGCUUUGAUCAACCACUUAAUUUUAUACCACCCACCGCAAAACACUUGUGUUUAUAUAACAUCAAGUAUCAAUUAAAACCUGAUUCAAUUCCAACAACAGUAACACAUUUAUGUUUACAAGAUGGCUUUGAUCAACCACUUAAUUUUAUACCACCCACCGUACAAAACUUGCUCUUACGUAACAUCAAGUAUCAAUUAACACCUGAUUCAAUUCCAGAAACAGUUACACAUUUAACAUUACUAGAUGGCUUUAAUCAACCACUUAAUUUUAUACCACUCACCGUACAAAAACUGUCCUUACGUAAUAUUAAAUAUCAAUUAAUACCUGGUUCAAUUCCAAAUCAUUUAACUAGUCUUGUGUUUGAUCAUGGCUUCUCUCAACGUUUUAUAAAAGGUAUUAUCCCUGACUCUAUAACUUAUAUUUAUAUGUGCGAUGUGCCAGAAAAUCGUACUUUAUCUGAAAUCAUCUACAGAAAUUUUAAAAAAUAA
Messenger RNA from Dictyostelium purpureum, 2565 nucleotides. RefSeq lists its product as uncharacterized. The coding region runs from base 1 to 2565 and encodes 854 amino acids. NCBI's taxonomy places the organism in Eukaryota, Evosea, Eumycetozoa, Dictyosteliales, Dictyosteliaceae. The record is from RefSeq and is a predicted model, not a curated record. The transcript is spliced from 5 exons.